This is a messenger RNA of Periconia digitata, 931 nucleotides long. NCBI's taxonomy places the organism in Eukaryota, Fungi, Ascomycota, Dothideomycetes, Pleosporales, Periconiaceae. The record is from the annotation of a GenBank genome assembly.
UUCAUCGCAUUUGCGUAGCUGCUCCGUCCAUUCCUCCGCCACUGCAGACAUGUCACGAGGAACCUCACGGCUCGCAGCUGACGUAGAUCCACGCCUACUCUCUGAUGCUAGCAGCAAGGUCCAGUCGAUGGUUAUGGUAUUUGGCAGCAAGCCGCGAAAAUUACGCCAUAAGUAUACCAAGACGACAACUGCGGCGAGAUCGAAAAAGACAUUCGCCUUUGUCAACAUCUCUCGCCCGGGUGAGGCGGACGAAGAAUCUCGCAGACUGGUCAAAACCCAUGUGAUGGAAGAUUUUCUCCGCCGAAAACGAGACGAUUGCUCUACAGUAGAGAUCAAGUGCGCCUAUACUCUACGUCCAACCCAGAACUCCACCCAGUCUGUGAUUAGUUCACCUCAAGCACCGCCAUCCCACCUUCUUACCUUCCCGAUCCCGAUAGAGCCGUAUAUGCUCAGACUCAUCCAUCAAUAUGCAGGCGCUAUGCGUCCCACGGAAAACGAAUGCCUGGAUUCAGCAUGGUUCCCGAUGGUCAUGACGGAUGCGGCACUUUUUCACGCCCUUCUGUGCACUUCAGCCGUUGCUGCAUUCUAUGAUAUGGGAGUGCAAAGGAAGCACAUGCUGGAAUGUAUCGGACUGAUCAAUCACCGCUUGCCGGGGGAAGACGCUACAUCAGACGCCACGAUCACUGCUAUACUAUUCUUGGCAAAAGCCGAGUACCUACAGGGAAAUCACGGUGCAUGGAGUGUGCACAUGGGUGGCAUCAAGACAAUUGUUGAACUCAGAGGGGGCAUUGAGACGCUGCCGCAACUGAUACAAGAGAAGAUUUACAGUACCGACUUGUUAGGUUGCAUGGAGAUCGGCAUUAUUCCUCACUUCCCGAUAUCCAGCCAUCAAAGCCCGCAACCAAACUUUACGCGUACUAUCUGUGGAUAG